Molecule: messenger RNA, 3407 nt
Organism: Macrobrachium nipponense
Lineage: Eukaryota; Metazoa; Arthropoda; Malacostraca; Decapoda; Palaemonidae
Product: E3 ubiquitin-protein ligase SH3RF3-like
Exons: 10
Coding region: 839-2068 (409 amino acids)
Biological process (GO): positive regulation of proteasomal ubiquitin-dependent protein catabolic process; positive regulation of JNK cascade; protein ubiquitination
Molecular function (GO): protein binding; ubiquitin protein ligase activity
Source: RefSeq, a predicted model, not a curated record
UAGACUUAAUGUCUUACUGUAUUUCAGUGCACAGCAGGGCCCUUCACGUGUUGCUCCUCCGACACCCACCAGCUUGGAGGGUGAGCCCCCUUCACCCCUUAUACUUAGUGAGGGUGGUGGGAGUGGCCUUCCCUCAGCGCAAGCUGCUCCUGCCCCUCACACAGAAUCAACAUCCUCCUCAUCCUCUUCUGCAGUAACUAGCCCUGACCCAUCCUUACCCUCCCCUACCUCUAACCACGCAUCUUCUCCUAACAUUGGCCUCUCCCCAUCCCCAUCGCAAGCUCCACCUACAGCUGUGGCCCCUCUCCUGCGGGGGCCUAACACGCGGCACCAGCGGGAGAAGAGGCACAGUUUCACUGCCGUGCACACCCACAAUCCCAGCCCCCCGCGAUCUCCUGCUUCCCCCCACAGACACUCCUUGGAAAUUGUGAGUCCUACUGAAGAAGGAACCAAUCGCACCAACAGCUUGGGGCCUUCAGGACUUGGUGCUGGUGGACCUGGGCCAGGGACCACUGAUGUGGAAGUGUCUCAGGAAGCUUCUCCAAAUGAAGAUCAAACCACAAAAACUGAAUCCAUUGGAUCUCCUAGGUUACGUUCAUCCACAUUAUCUUCAAACCAAGUGUCUGUAUCUUCUUCAACUCCACAAGUAACAGCCACUACAUUUUAUGUGGCACUAUAUUCUUACCAAGGGCGAAAAGCUGAUGAGCUGGAGCUAAGGAAAGGAUACAUCUACACUGUCACAGAAAAGUGCCAAGAUGGUUGGUUCAAAGGACGAUGCAUCACAACAGACAGAGCAGGUGUAUUUCCAGGAAAUUAUGUUCAGGUUGCCAAGCCUCAAAUGAUAGCUGCAUAUUUAGCACGGCGCAAUGCUCGAGGUUUAAGCCACAGUCGAAACAACAGUAAUGGUGGAGGAUCCCAAGGAAGCAGUAGCAGCAGCACAACAGGGAGCAACUCAACUUCAUCAGGUGUUAUGACUUUCACUCGUCCUCGACCAAAUCUCUCUGGCAGGGGCACUGAAGGGAGACACACUGAAGGGUCACGCGGUGAGAAUACAAGCCUCCUGGACACUCCUGUCCUACUUACGGCUCCCACUCUUUCUCCAACUCAUUCAUCAUCACCACAGGCCGGAUCUCUAUCCCCAGGGGCGGCUGCUGGUGGCUGUGGCAGUAGCAGCCCCCCUUCAUCACUCCCACCUGAGUUGCCUCCGAGGUCUGUCAGCUCAUCCAUUGAUGGUUCAGGUCAUCAUUCGUCCUCUCAGACUUCCUCUUGGCAUGCAUCUUCUCCAACUCCAGGUUUCUCAAAUCACAGAACUGCAAGUGGCAUAAGCAAUGCAGUUUCACCACCUCCUAAUGUUGCACUUGGUGAUGUUGGGACAAUAACUACGCCAGGAAGCUCUACAUUACCAAACAAACUAGACAAAAAAACUUCCAAGGAAAGAUGUGGCACGAGUGGUGGAAUUAGUUUAAUGCGAAAAUUUACUGGUAGUGGAAAGAGAAAAAGUAAAUCUCCACCACCCUCUUACUCAAUGGAUAACCCUGUUUUUGAAGAUUCGACUAUAUCGUCUAAUGUUCAUACAAGAUCAGGGUCUUGUCCAGGCACACUUGUAGGUGAGGGUACAGGUGGUGUGUUGGUUACAAGUUUAGGGUUUAGUCCUAACUCGCAGCUGCGUGCUGAGGGGGGUUCCUGCCGCAUUAGGUCCCGUGAUCGACCUAGUCUCAUCCUCUCCAGCCUUAUGUUUCGAGGCAGGGCUGGCAGCAAUCCAGAUACAAGUGGAGUGGGCAUUACUCAUCCUCCACCACUCUCAUCAACAACUCCUCCCACUUCUAUCCAGACUACAGGUGAUACUUCAAAUGAUACUCCGCGUCGCACAAAGCAGCCAGCUCCGCUUGUUCGUGAAAGGUUUCGAUGUAUAGUUCCCUACCCUCCAAACAGUGAAUAUGAAUUAGAACUUCAGCUUGGAGACAUAAUUUAUGUGCACAAGAAAAGAGAGGAUGGUUGGUAUAAAGGUACUCUUCAGCGUACUGGGAAGACUGGCCUCUUUCCAGCUAGUUUUGUGGAAUCGUGUUAACUUCUUAACUUGUGACCUUAAGUUUGUACUAGGAAUGAAUCUCAUAGUUUUUGGAUGAAAUUUACAAAUAGGUUGUAAUGUGAGAUUUUAUAAGAGCAAAUAUAGGAUGUUUUGAAGAUUUUGAUACUUUUCUAGUUGCUGUGAGUAGUAUUGUUCCAGUUACCUGUCUGUCCAUUAAAUGAACCAAAUGGCUAGGCUGUAAAAAGUAAUUCAUAUUUACUUAGGUCAACAAUCUUGUUUUACAUAUAAAAAUUAUACUAAUUUUUUUACAAACUGAAUCUAGACUUACUUGGGGCUGACUUGAAAUCUACUUAGUAUUACAUGAAAUCAGGUGGUAAAGUAUUUUAUAAGUAAUGCUGAAAAGUUUGAUUACCCAGGUAAAUGAACUCUGGGAAAUCUUAAUAUGUAAGUUCUUUUGUGAUGGCUAAGAUAAUGCUCGUUUUUUGUGUUGUAAGAUAGUUUAUCAUAUUUUUGCUCUGUGACAGUGCUAAUAAUGUAAAAUAUUGUUUGUUAUGCCGUAUAUAGUUUUCAGGUGACAAAAAUAUAUCUUUUAUUCAUGACAAGUACCUUAAAUCAGUAUAGAUAUUGAGUCACACACAGCUUAUUUUGUAAAGAUGUAUAAAAUAUUUGUACAUUAUUUUAAAGUAUCCCUUAUUGCUCCAGUUAAUUUUCAGCUUACACACUGCCUAAUACUUAAUCUGUAAGGAAUACUUACACUUAGAUACUUGAUUUUGAUAAUUUUACCUCAUUGACAAUACUGUCAAAUUUUUUCUUUAUUUGGUAGAUUAUAACAAAUUGCAAUACCAUGGUAAUGUGGUGAGAUAAAAAUCCUGGUACCUGGUAUUAAAAUAAUUAUUUGAGGAAUGCAAUAAAGUUGAAAGAGAAUGUUUGUAAGUCAUGGGCUUUAUAUUACCCUGUAGCCAUAUCAUUACUGCGCAUGACUUAACCAGGAAGAAUUGAUUGAUGGUACAACAAAUUAGUAAUAAAUGUGUUAAGAGGUGCAGACAGUGUGUAACAUAACUAGGUUCACAUAGUUAAGGUCAAGUCGUUAGAGUAAUUUACUUGCUAGCUUUAAUAACAAGUAAAUUUACACUAAGACUAUAAUAAUGAAGUCGUAAAAGUUUAAAAGUAUUUUUAGAUAUAAUAACGAGUUACUGUAAAUGGGUCAUUAGUGUUUGUGCCUAUUUCCCUUACCACCCAUUGUCUGAAUGUAGCUUACAGAAGACCUAGCCAAUAGUAAAUCUAUCAAUUUAAAGACGAAGUUAAUUUGCCAAUAGAAAACUCACAAUCAUUUUUUGGUUCAGAGCAAUUCAUAUUUAUAAAUCUUAAUUUUAUUAAA